CCAACCAACGCGUUACUCUCAGGGAAUGGUGCGGCUCGUAGUUAUAGUUCUGUCCGUGGCCCUCACGGUGACCCCCUCGACGGUGCAGGGCUACGCCAAGUACGUGAAGCUCGUCCCGAACGGUGGCAACGUGCCAGACAACUCAAACAUCGGACACCUGGACCCAGCUGGCGAGACUGGACUUAGCAAAUUCGGUGAAGCGUUCUCCACGGCUGGGAAUGCCUGGGCUGCUGCGCUUUGUCAGGAAGACACCGACGGAGAUGGAUUCACGAACGGACAGGAGCUGGGAGACCCAUGUUGCACGUGGACGUCGGGCACAGCUGGGCUAGUAACGGAUGGCGUUAGUGACCCGUCGGACGCCUCCAAGACCCCAACAAGCAGCGAACUUAAGGCAGGUUGCUCUAGUGGCGGCACAUCGACCUCUGCAAAUUUCACAGGUAGUGGCGACUCGGUGGGCGACGUGGUGGGCACAGUGUCCCCCGCAGGGCCUACCACGGGCGGCCUGCCUCCUGAUGACGACGAGGACGACUCGUCCGAGAGCGCCGUACUAACUGCUGGGGCCUCGAUGACGACUAUUAACAGUGUGGUGAUGGGCCUUGCAACGGCGGUGGCUCUUGCCGUGGUAUUGUAG
Phytophthora infestans T30-4 is the source of this 631-nucleotide messenger RNA. RefSeq lists its product as uncharacterized. NCBI's taxonomy places the organism in Eukaryota, Oomycota, Peronosporomycetes, Peronosporales, Peronosporaceae. The record is from RefSeq and is a predicted model, not a curated record. Bases 26 to 631 code for a protein of 201 amino acids. The transcript has a single exon.